GGCACUCAGCGGUUUUCCCUCCCCCAACGGCGCGCCAGCUGUGGCCGGCGCAGAGUAGUGCUCGGGCCGGGGGUCGCCUCCCGCCUCCCGCCUCCCGCCGCCCGCGUCGCCCUCGCCGCCGUUGGGCCGCGCCGCGCCGCCAUGUCGGGCCCCGGACCGCGGGAGCCGCCGCCGGAGGCAGGCGCGGCAGGCGGCGAGGGGGGCGUCGAGGGCGCGGGCGGCGGGGACGCGGCGCUGGGCGAGCCGGGGCUGAGCUUCACGACCACCGACCUGAGCCUGGUGGAGAUGACGGAGGUGGAGUACACGCAGCUGCAGCACAUCCUCUACUCGCACAUGGAGGCGGCGGCUGACGGCGAGCUCGAGACGCGCCUCAACUCGGCGCUGCUGGCGGCGGCGGGCCCGGGCGCAGGCGCGGGCGGCUUCGCGGCGGGCGGUCUGGGGGGCGCGGCGCCCGUGUACCCCGUGCUGUGCCCGUCCGCGCUGGCGGCCGACGCGCCCUGCCUGAGCCACAUCGACUUCCAGGAGCUGCGCAUGAUGCUGCUGAGCGAGGCGGGCGGGGCGGAGAAGACGUCUGGCAGCGGGGACGGAGCGAGGGCCCGGGCCGACGGCGCCGCCAAGGAGGACGCGGGCGCGGCUGGACCCGAGGGCGCGCCCGAGGCCCGGGCCAAGCCGGCCGUGCGCGUCCGCCUGGAGGACCGCUUCAACAGCAUCCCCGCCGAGCCGCCGCCCGCGCCGCGCGGCCCCGAGCCCCCCGAGCCGGGCGUGGCGCUCAACAAUUUGGUAGCUCUUAUUCGACAUCCAUCUGAAUUAAUGAAUGUUCCUCUUCAUCAGCAACAAAACAAAUGUACAACAUUAGUGAAAAAUAAAACUGCUGCUACAACUACUGCUUUGCAAUUUACAUACCCACUGUUUACUACAAAUGCUUGCUCUACUAGUGGAAAUUCUAAUGUUUCACAGACACAGAGUUCUAGUAACUCAUGUUCUAUACUUGAAGCUGCCAAGCACCAGGAUAUUGGAUUGCCUAGAGCAUUUUCUUUCUGUUAUCAGCAAGAAAUUGAAUCCACUAAACAGACGUUAGGUAGUAGGAACAAAGCUUUGCCUGAGCAAGUUUGGAUUAAAGUGGGAGAAGAAGCGCUAUGCAAACAAGCACUGAAGAGGAGUCGGAGUAGAAUGCGUCAGUUGGACACAAAUGUAGAGCGAAGAGCCCUUGGAGAGAUUCAGAAUGUGGGUGAAGGUGCCACCGCCACACAAGGCACUUGGCAGCCCUCGGAGUCCUCACAGGCAAACCUGGGGGAGCAGGCCCAGUGUGGGCCCCAGGGAGGAAGGUCUCAGCGUAGGGAGAGGCAUAACCGAAUGGAAAGAGAUAGAAGGCGCAGAAUCCGCAUUUGCUGUGAUGAGUUGAAUCUCUUAGUGCCGUUCUGCAAUGCCGAGACUGACAAGGCCACAACUCUGCAGUGGACCACAGCAUUCCUGAAAUACAUCCAGGAAAGACAUGGAGAUUCUCUUAAAAAGGAAUUUGAGAGUGUGUUUUGCGGUAAAACUGGCCGAAGGCUAAAGCUGACCAGACCAGACUCCUUGGUGACCUGUCCUGCACAGGGCAGUCUACAGAGUAGCCCCUCGAUGGAGAUCAAGUGAUCGGACUGCACAGGAAUCCUUUGGGAGUGAACAGCCAUUCCUUCGUGAUCUAUGCACGUUUUCUGCAACCCUGGAACUCUGCUCGGAUGGCCUGACUCAAAAAGGGCGUGACUCAAGCUGACGGGACUCCGGUAGGGACUUCGAGAGCACACUUUGUAAAAAUAUUUAUCUAGAACCAAAUGCUUAUCCAUGAAUGUCCUCUUAGACCAUUUGGGGAUGAAGCCAUCUUAAUAAUUAGCAAUAAUUAGUAAGCAUUUUCUCAAUGCUCUGAUUCCAUCAUGUUUUCUUAACAUGAUAACUUAAAAAAUUGACAUCCUUUGUACUUUCUUUAAUCUUAAAAAGUACGCUGCUUUUUACUUAUUUACAUUUUAAAUACGCCCCUUUAGCAAUUGGAACAAGUUAAAUUGUUGACUAAAAACAGUUUGGAAAUUGUAUUUCAUUUGUUAUAUCACACCCCCUUGUAAUGAUUCUGUAUUGCAACAUGCAGGACCAUUUUAAACCUUUGUGCUAAAAAUUCUCCAGAUACUUGCUUUAAAGCUACUUUCAUCCACAAAUGAAAUAUUGUCACAGUAGAUGCUUAAAUGCCCACAUUUUCAUACCAAGAGUCAUUACUUCAUGUGUAAUAAACUGUGGUGUUUGGAAUUGAGUUUUUAAAUGAGUGGCUUUAUUUAUCACAACAGGUAAUAGCAAUAGACGUUAGUGCAAUACAAAGGCCCUCAAUAAAUACUGUUAAUUGGAGAUGUGAGUUUGUAUACAAAACAUCAGACUAGACCUUUGUAUAGGAGAGAAUUUACUGUACAUUAAAUUCUUUAUUUUUUGUUACUCUGUAGCCAGUCAUUAAUCUGAAGAUUUAACAUCUCAUUUUAUUGGGAUGAGAUCACAGUCUUUACACAAAUGCUAUGUAAACAAGUUACUGAAUAUUU
This is a messenger RNA of Nomascus leucogenys (northern white-cheeked gibbon), 2558 nucleotides long. RefSeq names its product transcription factor like 5 (gene TCFL5). The record is from RefSeq and is a predicted model, not a curated record. Gene Ontology annotation, molecular function: RNA polymerase II cis-regulatory region sequence-specific DNA binding; protein dimerization activity; DNA-binding transcription factor activity, RNA polymerase II-specific. Gene Ontology annotation, biological process: regulation of DNA-templated transcription; spermatogenesis. NCBI's taxonomy places the organism in Eukaryota, Metazoa, Chordata, Mammalia, Primates, Hylobatidae. Gene Ontology annotation, cellular component: nucleus.